Molecule: messenger RNA, 1327 nt
Organism: Kogia breviceps (pygmy sperm whale)
Lineage: Eukaryota; Metazoa; Chordata; Mammalia; Artiodactyla; Physeteridae
Product: serpin B6-like
Cellular component (GO): cytoplasm
Molecular function (GO): serine-type endopeptidase inhibitor activity
Source: RefSeq, a predicted model, not a curated record
UCCGGCGGAAGUGACGGCGCGGUGAGUGUGGCGGCCGCUGCCGCCGCCGCCCGGGACGCAGAGGACCCUCCGUCUCAGCCAAGCUCGCAUGGGGGCGGCGCCGAGCUUCUCCGGGGGCCACUCCGGGCCCCGCGCGCACAGACUCGCCACCAUGCAUGCUCUGUCGGAAGCAAACGGCACCUUUGCUUUGACCCUUUUGAAACAUCUGGGUGAAGACAACUCGAAAAAUGUGUUUCUCUCACCCAUAAGCAUCUCCUCUGCCCUGGCCAUGGUCUUCAUGGGGGCAAAGGGAGACACCGCGGCCCAGAUGUCCCAGGCACUUUCUCUAAGCAGAAGCAGCGGCGGAGGUGGAGACGUCCACCGGGAUUUCCAGAACCUUCUCAGCGAAGUUAACAGGACCGGCACACAGUACUUGCUCAGAACCGCCAACAGGCUCUUUGGAGAGAAGACUUAUGAUUUCCUCCCAUCUUUCAAAGAUUCCUGCCGCAAAUUCUACCAAGCAGAGAUGGAAGAGCUCGACUUUAUCAGCGCUGCGGAGGAAUCCAGGACACACAUAAACACCUGGGUAGCCCAAAGGACGGAAGGAAAGAUUACAGACCUGCUGUCUCCAGGUUCAGUGGACUCCGUGACUUGUCUGGUUCUCGUGAACGCCAUCUACUUCAAAGGGAACUGGGACAAUCAGUUUAACAAGCAGCACACCAAGCAGAGGCCGUUCAAAGUCAGCCAGAAUGUGGAGAAGCCUGUGCAAAUGAUGUUUAAGAAAUCCACCUUUAAAAUGACCUACAUCGGAGAGAUAUUCACGAAGAUUCUGGUGCUUCCCUACGUCGGCAGGGAGCUCGAUAUGAUCAUCAUGCUUCCCGAUGAAAACGCCGAUUUGAAAACGGUGGAAAAGGAGCUUACUUAUGAGAAAUUCCUCGAGUGGACGAGGCCGGACCUGAUGGACGCGGAGGAGGUGGAGGUGUCCCUGCCCAAGUUUAAGCUCGAGGAGAGCUACGACAUGGAGGGCGUCCUCCGCACCCUGGGCAUGACCGACGCCUUCGAGAGCGCCAGCGCGGACUUCUCCGCGAUGUCGUCCCAGGGGAACCUGUGCCUGUCCCGGGUCGCGCACAAGGCCUUUGUGGAGGUCGACGAGGAGGGCACGGAGGCGGCCGCCGCCACCGCCGCAGUCAUGAUGCUGCGCUGCGCCAGGAUCCCCCCCAGGUUCUGUGCCGACCACCCUUUCCUCUUCUUCAUCCAGCACAGCAAGACCCGCGCCCUUCUGUUCUGCGGCCGGCUCAGCUCCCCGUGAGGAGGCGGCGGCCCCGCUGGCCCCUGCCGGCCCGCCCUC